AUGUUUCUCUUAUCUUUAUUACUAGGGAAGCUAAAACUGAUGUCUAUCAAGGGCGUACCACGUUUAACCAAUAUUCUAGCUAUCUCAUUGGUGAUUAUUUCGGGCCACAAACCGGGGUCGGAUGGAAUUACAUCGAAGCUAGCCUUAUUAAAGCCUAUAUCUAAAGUGUCACUUGCAGCAGGGAUUUCAGUAGCUGACAUUACCGAACUUCUUACACCAGCUGAAUUACCUGAAGUGGAUAGUUCAAGUGCUGUAGACGAGGAUGGUAUCAUCGCUUCAUCGGGCUCUGCAUUUAGUAGUAGAGAGUAG
This is a messenger RNA of Parnassius apollo (apollo), 309 nucleotides long. Lineage: Eukaryota; Metazoa; Arthropoda; Insecta; Lepidoptera; Papilionidae. The record is from the annotation of a GenBank genome assembly.